GUUGGCGGAGGCGGAGGCGGAGGCGGAGGCGGAGGCGGAGGGAAUCCUUAGUAUAAAAAGUCAAAAGGCGUCUUUGCACUCCGCACGUGAGCAACUACACUCCCUACACAUGAUGGACGCCAGCAUGCGAGAGCAGAUUUUCAUUCUGGAGAGGCAACGGCGAGAGCUGCUGACCAUCAAUGAGAAAUGGGCCAGAGAGUACAACACCAUGGUGGCAUUCUACCAAAACAAGCUUCUGAGUCUCCAGGCUUCACAACGAAACCACAGCGAUGUUCAACAAGAGAAACGCCAACCAAAAACUCAGACUGUAAAUUCAGAACUCCACACAGCAGUGACGGAAGCCAAAGACCUGCGGGCGCAGAACAGCGUUCUUACCAGAAGGGGGCAGCAUCAACAAGAGGAGAUCAACCGGCUCAAUAAAGCUCUAGAGGAGCGACUCCAUCCUGUUCAGACCCUCGAGGAAAGCAGCGGACCUCCAGACGACCUCUGGAAACAUCAGGCGGAAGUCUUCAAGGAGGACUUCCUGAAGGAGCGAGGGGACAGAGAGAUGCUCCAUCACAAAUACGGCGAGCUGCAGAAAAAACUGAGCAAAGUCCAAGAUGAGCUGCACUUUAUUAAAUCACAGGCCAGUUGGACCCGCAUCUUGCAGCCCGUGGUGGACUGCAAUUGCAAGUGGGCCGAGCAGCGCAACGCCCGCGUCCAUAAGAAAUAGACCCAUGUGUGAAGACAGGACGCCUCGCUGCAAAUCAUUGGCCUCAGAGUCCCGAGUCACGUCUUCGGAAUCGGAUUUGGCCUAAAUGAAUUUCUGUGCCCAACUGUCUGAAGGACAUGCAAUGACGACAGCAAGGCAGGAAGCAGAGCAAUUUGGGGAAAAUCUCUGGCGUCCUCUAGAGGCGUUUAAUGUGAAUUGCAUUUUUUUAAACCUUCAAAUGUAGCACUGACCGAACAUGCACGUGUUAGCAGUUUAUUUGUACAAUGUGUCAAUAACACAAUUUAUAACCUUUUCACUGCCCUCAAACAGAAAUAAAGAUAUUUUCUUUCUACCUCACAACAAA
Messenger RNA from Hippocampus zosterae (dwarf seahorse), 1055 nucleotides. Its product is annotated as TNFAIP3-interacting protein 3-like. Gene Ontology annotation, biological process: regulation of transcription by RNA polymerase II; cellular response to lipopolysaccharide. The transcript is spliced from 8 exons. The coding region runs from base 110 to 712 and encodes 200 amino acids. Lineage: Eukaryota; Metazoa; Chordata; Actinopteri; Syngnathiformes; Syngnathidae. The record is from RefSeq and is a predicted model, not a curated record.